UGUGCCCAGAUCCGGGGCCUAAGCAAGUAAUUCCAUCACUGGGGCCUUAAAAGGAUGGCACUGCCUUUGGUUUCUGUGGAGAGUUUGACCUUCGAACAGUAGGCUGGGGUGUUUCCAAGGAUACAAAUUGUGACCAACAGGCAAGUGCUCAGCGCUGGCAGUUGGCUGGGCAAGCCGUCCUGCUCCAGACUGCUUCCUGCAGCCGAAUGUAGGCAGGGCAGGAAAUACCACUCGGUGGUCCCUUGCCAAUGGUCCAGCUGACAGCCACCCCAGCCAGCGCCCUUUCUGAUGAGCCGGUGCACAUCCGAGCGACAGGCCUGCCUCCGUUGCAGCUGGUGACCCUCACAGCAUCUCUGGAGGAUGAGAAGGGGAAUCUGCAUUGGUCCAAAGCCUUCUACAGGGCUAACGAGGCUGGUGAGCUGGACCUGAAGCAGGCUCCUUCAUGUGGAGGCGACUACACGGGGGUCCAUCCGAUGGGCCUCUUCUGGUCUCUGAAGCCUGAGCGGCCUUUCGGAAGGCUGCUUAAGAGGGAUGUGAUGAACAGCCCCUUUUUGGUCACUCUGGACCUAUACGACUUAGUGUACUUCGAUGGUGUGCCCACGGUUCCGCCCAGGGCCAGCCAGGUGGUGCAGCGCUGGUUCCGGCGCCCGGGGACGCAGCGGGUGCAGAUCCGGGAAGGCCGCGUGCGAGGAGCCCUUUUCCUCCCUCCAGGGGAAGGCCCUUUUCCAGGAGUCAUGGAUCUGUUUGGGGGUGUGGGGGGUCUAGUUGAAUUCCGAGCCAGCCUUCUGUCUGCCCAUGGCUUUGCGGUCCUGGCAUUAGCAUAUUUUGCCUAUGAAGACCUGCCCCACCCACUGCAGGAGGUGGACUUGGAAUACUUUGAGGAAGCUGCCAACCUGCUACUCGCUCAUCCCAAGAUCCAAGGGCCAGGAAUCGGAGUGCUUUCCGUGAGCAAAGGUGCAGAGAUUGGGCUGGCCAUGGCCUGCUUCCUGAAGCAGGUGACAGCCAUUGUCUGCAUCAAUGGGACCAAUGCCGUCUUUGACUUUCCCAUCAAGUACAGGGAUCUGGUCAUGUCACCCAUCCAGUCAUUUCUGGAGCACACACAGAUCCACGUCUCAGGGGCUAUAUGCCUCUUCCACUGCAGGGGGGACCCCCGGGAAAAACGGAAUCAGCAGAGUGUGUUUCCUGUUGAAAAGGCCCAGGGUCAGAUCCUCUUCAUUAUAGGAGAGAAUGACCAAGUGUUCAAUGGCAUGGAAUAUGCUAAGCAGGCCCUGGAGCGGCUGAAGAGUCACGGGAGAAGCAAUGGAAGGAUGCUGGUCUACCCCGGGGCAGGCCAUCUCCUGGAGCCGCCCUAUGCACCCCUAUGCUAUGCUUCCCAAGGUCAGCCCACUUCCCGUAAUCGCUCCCGUUCCGUUAAAUACCCCGUUUCCAGACCUCUGCUCUGGGGAGGGGACCCUGUUGCCCAUGCCGCAGCCCAAGAGCAUGCCUGGGGGGAGAUCCAGAAAUUCUUCAGGCAACACCUCACCCAAACCAGAAGCCAUCUCUGAGCAAGGGCUCUGGGUGAGAUGUGGUAGGGAGACAAAAACGAGGAUAAGGCAGGAGUAUAGUAAGGAGGGGGCUCCUCUGAGUUCUCUACAUUCUCAGUAAUCUUGAAUCAACUGGAAGAACAUUGGACAAAAUCAAAGGACCAGGGCAUAAGGGCAUCUGACAAAUUUGUAUGUACUUUGAAUUUUCGUAAAUUGAAUCUUUGUUUAUAUGCACCAGGAUAUGUUGCUAUUUCAAUGCAAACUGAAUAAUCUUUUGUACCCCAGUUAGGAUUACCUUGGAUCCAGGUAUUGCCAAUCUAGAUAAAUUCCCUGGAACUUCCAAGUUACUUGUGGAAAUACGUUUUCUGUUUAAACUAUUCGAGUUGAUUUUCUGACAUUUGAUAUGAAAAGUUCCAAUACCACCAUCGAGUAUAAUGUGCUUGCUAUAGAUUUCCAGUAGCCAGCAUAAUUUCAUAUUUUUAUAAUAAGUAUGCUUCUUUUUAUUCCUAAAAUAUAUUUUUUGUUACAAAUUCAAUCAGAAAUGAGAUUGAAGUUAACCAAGUUCUUGGCAGCAUUUCUUGAAAUUAAAUGAGUUAAUAUGUUUAAAGCUCUUAGAAUUGUGCCUGGUGCACAGCAAUUUCUGUAUGAGUUAGCUAUUAUUAUUUUCAUAAUGAUGUCCUUCUUCAACCUGUUAAUGUAACAAGUUACAUUCAUUAAUAAACUAAUUUUGCCUAUUCGUCUAACUUAAAUAGAUGAAUUUCUCAUAUUGACUACUUCGGGUUUUAAAAUGUAUUAUGGAGCCAACCUA
Molossus molossus (Pallas's mastiff bat) is the source of this 2331-nucleotide messenger RNA. RefSeq names its product bile acid-CoA:amino acid N-acyltransferase (gene BAAT). Lineage: Eukaryota; Metazoa; Chordata; Mammalia; Chiroptera; Molossidae. Gene Ontology annotation, cellular component: peroxisome. Bases 249 to 1544 code for a protein of 431 amino acids. Gene Ontology annotation, molecular function: fatty acyl-CoA hydrolase activity. The transcript is spliced from 4 exons. The record is from RefSeq and is a predicted model, not a curated record. Gene Ontology annotation, biological process: fatty acid metabolic process; acyl-CoA metabolic process.